AAAGAUAACGAUUUAACAAAAACCAGGCAUUUUUGUUUACACAUCGCGUAGUUAUUUGCAACAAUGAAUUGCUUCGACUACUUCGUACCGGCUUUCCUCAUCACCCAGUGGUUGGUGUCCUCUGUUCAUGUUUACGAUUGGGAGGCCGAACAGGGGCAUGAGGACUUCGGCAAACUGCUCUUUUCCAUCGAAAAGCUGCUAGGCUUGACAAACAAGACAGAAGCCGGUACGGCGAAACCCUUAACUUUUUCGGAAGCAAAAUCGUAUCUGAAAAUGUACCAAGAGAAGUUGCACGCCACCAAAGAGCACCAAGAUUUCGUGGAGCGUAUGAACCAAAAGGAUUACACGGAUUGGAUCGAGUCUUUGAAAAAGGAGAACGACCAACUGUUCCAUUGCGUCAAGAGUGAGGACGAGAUCCUUCAAAGUCCGUACGACGAGUUCGUCAAACGCGUCGGCGCCGGUGGAGGAACUUGGGCCGAUCUGACUAAGUUCUACAGGCACUUUAUGCGCUCCCACGCCACCUACAAACUUCAGCACUUGUUAGUUUCACGGAAAGAAUCAAAAAACGGCCCUGGAUUGUUGAGAAAGUUCUUCGACGUUGUCGGAGUCAUGCUUGCCAUACCGUCCCACCUCGGAAAAUUCCGCAUGGCCGACGUACCCGGGCCGGCACUGGAGUCGUUCCAGAGGAGGCUCCACCAGUCCGACCAAUACGGCGCCUACGUCAAAAGCUUAAAAGAGAAGAAUUACACCGAGCUUAUUGAGGUCUGGAGUACCGCCGACCCCGAGCUUGGCGCCUGUGUCCAAACCACGACACAGACCCUGCUCGACCCUUACACAACUUUCGAUAGACAGACAAAACGAAAGGACAGAUCAAUUGACUGGUCUGAUUUUAUAGCGUUCUAUAAAACAUUCAUCAAUUGCGUCAUCAUCGUCAACAUGGAGGAAGUCAGAUUGGACGGAUAACUUCAUGUCAAGAAAAACCUUAUAAAUAAAUAAUUAAAAAUAA
Molecule: messenger RNA, 1006 nt
Organism: Cimex lectularius (bed bug)
Lineage: Eukaryota; Metazoa; Arthropoda; Insecta; Hemiptera; Cimicidae
Exons: 4
Coding region: 64-963 (299 amino acids)
Source: RefSeq, a predicted model, not a curated record